UAAAAAAUAAUGGGGUGAGAGAGGCUCAAACUCUCGACCUCAGGAUUACUCAGACAGCUAUGAGACCUACGCGCUAGCCAACUGCGCCACCACCCCUGUUGUUUACUUCCAUCAGAAACAGCCUUGAAGUACGAUGAGACCAAAACUCUUCUGAGGUACGCGCAACGCCCAAUCUUCUCUGCUUCUUUCUCAAUUCGUCCGUGCGCUAUAUCCUUCUCCUCUGCUCUUGGUUCUUGCGAGUUUCAGAGAUUGGAGUGUGGGAUGAUCUCCUUGCGAGAUUAAGCAUGUAUUUGUCGUGAGUUCUAAGGUUUUACCAAUGGUUGGACAUGCUGUAUCUCCAUCAUUAUGCAUUCAUCUGCGUAUGCCUGAGGUUCACUUUAGUAAAAGAAGCUGUAUAUCCAAAACUCCUCAUGUGAAGAUUGCUCAAAGGAAGCAUUUUGGGAGUUGCAGCAUCACUUGUAGACCAUCAGGGGAAGCUCGCAAACGUUCUGUUUCUACCUCCUUGAAUCUUGGAGCUUAUCUGUCUCGUGGAGAGUCUUCUUGCAAGUGUACUUGCUUGGCAUCUUUGGCGGAGUUUGAUGCUGUCGCUGGUUCCGGUUGGGUCCCUGCCGGUGAUCAACUUCUCCUUAUGGCCAGUGUUUUCCUUACAUAUAUGGCUGGAGUGAUUCCUCUUCAAAACUCUGCUUACUCUUCCACAAAGAAUCCAGAUGUUGAAACUUCAGAAUCUUCUGGUAGGGACACAGAUUCUGAGAGUGAUUUGAAGUCUGUAUGGGAUGUGGUGAAAGGAAAGCUUUUAGAUUCUUUAGACGCCAUCAAACGUGAGAGUACACUUGGAAGCAGAGUCCUAAAAGCCAAACCACCCCUAGGGAAGCCCCCGCUGAGCUUGUAUGCGAUAUCCGAAGGGCCACGGCUGUACUUGCUCUGGUCAUGUUUUCAGAAACUUGAAGAAGAGACAAAUAAGAUCGCUAACACAACCAGUUCGUAUGAGUGGAUGGUUAGUUUUACUGAUAUUGUCCGCGAAGCAUAUCAAGGAGCAUGCACGGCUUGGCUAAAAAGGGAACUGUGUGUGGGAAACACUGAGGCGAUUACUCCUUUGCUGAUCAAAAUGCUAAAUGACAAGGACGCUAUCUUAGCUAAAAUAAGAAAAUCAGGCAAGGAGGAACUGUUUGCAGACUUCUUAUAUUUUCACAGAUUUGGAUCUUCCAGGAAAGCUUCUUGCUACGACCUCAGCUUGUUUCGCACUCACGGAGUUGCCAUUUUGGAAGACUUGAUGAUAACUUUAGCAGAUGGGGUCGCUAGCAUCUAUCUAGAGCUCAUUUCUGUAGACAGCAAGUUUUCAAAUGAAGUGAACAGCGGAGGAUUAGAUAUCUGUAGCCUUUCUAGUAGAGCACUACAAAAACUACGUAACGAGGUAGCUCUGUACCAGUGGUUGCAUCAGAACAUGGAAGCAGUUGUGUCUAUGUAUGAGGAUCGCUUUGACCUCUACAUUCUUCAAACUCAAGUUAUCAACAACCCUGAUGGUGUUGACGAUACAAAAAGCGGUAGUUGGUGGAGAAAGCUCACACCGGGAAAAGCUAAAGCUGCCUCAUCAUCAUCACCCUUGCGAUACUCCAUAAUCAGCGACUUCUCAUUGCCAGUUAAACGAACAAAGGAGCUUAAGGCUCUAUCGGGAUGGAGGUACUACUUCAGUCUGUUUCUGGAGUUAUCAGACAUUGGAAUGCCAAUCAUCAGAGUGGUGCUGGAUAAAGUGAGUAGCGUCAUAUCCUUCUUUCUUGUCACCUUGAUCGGUAGAUCAGUUGGACUCAUCUUCACCGGCAUUAGACAAUCUCUCCGGUGGAAGUGAAAUCUUAUAACUGAGAAUUGUAUUUAUUUUUUCUUACCGUCGACCUCAUUUUUUGGUGCCCUUUUGAUGAUUCAUGUUUAGGAAGAGAUAAGCAGAUGAAAUAUUCUAUGAACUUCCAGUUUGGCAUUGACUCAAUUAUUUCAACAACAUUACCAUU
Brassica napus (rape) is the source of this 2000-nucleotide messenger RNA. RefSeq lists its product as uncharacterized. The coding region runs from base 317 to 1843 and encodes 508 amino acids. NCBI's taxonomy places the organism in Eukaryota, Viridiplantae, Streptophyta, Magnoliopsida, Brassicales, Brassicaceae. The record is from RefSeq and is a predicted model, not a curated record. The transcript is spliced from 8 exons.